Messenger RNA from Serpula lacrymans var. lacrymans S7.9, 1137 nucleotides. RefSeq lists its product as uncharacterized. Gene Ontology annotation, biological process: beta-D-galactose catabolic process via UDP-galactose, Leloir pathway. The transcript is spliced from 5 exons. The coding region runs from base 1 to 1137 and encodes 378 amino acids. Gene Ontology annotation, molecular function: UDP-glucose:hexose-1-phosphate uridylyltransferase activity; zinc ion binding. NCBI's taxonomy places the organism in Eukaryota, Fungi, Basidiomycota, Agaricomycetes, Boletales, Serpulaceae. Gene Ontology annotation, cellular component: cytoplasm. The record is from RefSeq and is a predicted model, not a curated record.
AUGGCCGAGUUCGAUCCCGUUACCCACCCACAUCGUCGAUUCAAUCCUUUGAUCAACAAAUAUGUUCUCGUUUCUCCUCACCGCAACAAACGGCCCUGGUUAGGCCAGGUUGAACCACCUCAGGCAACUAUUUUGCCCGAGUAUGAUCCCGCUUGCUACCUUUGUCCCGGAAAUACUCGGGCAGGUGGAAAGACAAACGAGAAAUACGAAACAACCACGGUUUUUGAGAACGACUUUUCCGCCGUCCUACCUCCCCCUGGUCCUGUUGCUCCUGCUGCCUCUCACCCUCUGUUGACGGCCGAUCCUAUUCAGGGUGGAUGUGAUGUUCUGUGUUUCCAUCCCAGACACGAUCUUACACUUGCUACCCUUCCUGUUCCAAUCAUUAAGAAUAUUAUCGCAGAAUGGAUUAACCUGUAUACCAAGAGGGGCAGAGAAGAUGGAAUUAAAUAUGUGCAGAUUUUUGAGAACAAAGGGGCUAUGAUGGGUUGUUCCAAUCCGCACCCGCAUUGCCAGUCUUGGUCUCUUUCGGUCGUCCCUUCUAUACCUUCUACGGAGUUAGAUUCCCUUAAGGGUUACGCGUCAUCUACCAUAGUAGACAGCGGCGCUCCGAAGGGACCACACGGCUGCCCAUGUAUGCUUUGCGAAUACGCUCAUCAUGAGGUCAAUGUUGCCGAAGACGAAGGCCGAGUUGUUGUCAAGAACGAUGACUGGGUUGCUCUAGUCCCCUGGUGGGCCUACUGGCCAUUUGAGAUAUUGUUGUUGCCAUACAAGAGACACAUAUCCUCUCUGUAUCACUUAACUGAGUCCGAGAAAGCGUCGUUCGCAGACAUAUUGUCCAGGAUCACGAAGCGUUACGACAAUCUCUUUCAAUGUUCCUUUGCGUAUUGCAUGGGUAUCCACCAAAGGCCCCUUCCUCCUUCUGAAGUAGAUGGAGAAAUAAUGGAGGAUGAAGAUGAUGUCGCGCACUUGCAUUUGCACUUUGAACCACCUUUGUUGAGGAGCGCAACUGUGAGGAAAUUCUUGGCCGGAUUUGAGUUGAUGGCCGAACCGCAACGGGAUUUGACGCCAGAACAGGCUGCACAGAGGUUGAGAGAGUGUUCUGAGAUACACUAUCUCCACCAGGAAGAGAUAUCUUAA